AUGAGCAAUGCGAAUCAAGCCAACAAGGGAAUGAAACAAAAGUCGGAAAACUCCACACAAGGGAUUACCCUGAACUUUCAUCGGCAAGCAGUGGUUCAGUUGAUGGCUUGCAAAGCCGAUGGAGGCACCGCUUGCUGCUCUGUCGCCAGCGAACCAUCGGUAGCACUGGUCCCCCUGCCCUGUCACGGCAGCCUCUCACGGGUUUUCAAGAGCAAUCUCCCAACCUUGAGUGUUGAAGGACCGAAGAGGAGCACCUUGUUGACAAGACCAGGAACCGCGGCGUGUGCCAUGGGGAAGAUCGCCGCCUCCGCGUCUUGGGGAGAUUACAGCCCAUUCGGCAGCGAUCGCGACCGGCUUCACUCUUCAAAGAACUUUUGCAUCUCAAUGCCCAGAAACAAUGGCCCAAUUGGCUGUUUUGGCUUCUGCGCACAUUUUACGUGCACAAUAUUGCCUCCUACGCGGAAAAGGACGCAAGCCUGGCGUGUCCAAGCUGUUCAUGGUGUUGUUGUCUCCUACACCACCGCGAUACGAAAAUGA
Messenger RNA from Neurospora hispaniola, 537 nucleotides. RefSeq lists its product as uncharacterized. The transcript has 5 exons. Lineage: Eukaryota; Fungi; Ascomycota; Sordariomycetes; Sordariales; Sordariaceae. The record is from RefSeq and is a predicted model, not a curated record. The coding region runs from base 1 to 537 and encodes 178 amino acids.